This is a messenger RNA of Cydia splendana, 3101 nucleotides long. RefSeq names its product non-lysosomal glucosylceramidase. Gene Ontology annotation, cellular component: membrane. The record is from RefSeq and is a predicted model, not a curated record. The transcript is spliced from 17 exons. Lineage: Eukaryota; Metazoa; Arthropoda; Insecta; Lepidoptera; Tortricidae. Gene Ontology annotation, molecular function: glucosylceramidase activity; beta-glucosidase activity. Gene Ontology annotation, biological process: carbohydrate metabolic process; glucosylceramide catabolic process. The coding region runs from base 176 to 3001 and encodes 941 amino acids.
CAAGUGUCAGCCAAGCUAGCAAGGGAAAGGAAUCUCCUAAUUUUUUUACUUAUCUUGUGUACUACUGUUAAGGUAGACGCGUCUUCCUGAAUAACGCAUACAAUCAAAAUUUGUCUAAGCUCUUGUUGUUCUGAUUUUAUAGAGAAUAGCUAACAUCCAGUGAUCUUUUUAUAAAAUGGAAAUGGAUACAAUCGGCGAUCAAGAAAAGGACCAAGUGUCCAAAUACGGCCUGAAAUUGGCUUUAAAUCAUGAAUAUCCUUUGCAAAGCAAACAAAUUAUUAUACCAAGUGCUAAGCAAAUGUUUGAUAUGAUGCCUCUUACGACUAGAUAUUUAAAGUAUUAUGUUGGUAAAAAAUUAAGCAAGAAGAAGCCGAUUAUGGAUUAUAUUCACAUGAUAUCUGCUCAAAGAAUGUAUGGCUGCCCAAUAGGAGGUAUUGGCGGUGGCACUAUUGGAAGAGGGUACAAGGGAGAGUUUUGUCGAUUCCAGCUCUACCCUGGCAUUUAUAACCAUAUCACUGUGCCUGAAUGCCAAUUUAUCGUUAAUAUAAGGAAUGCCAACAACGAAACAAUAUUCCAGUCGGUUUUAUCUACUUACAACAAACCAAAGAAAGCUCCAUCAUCAUGGGAAUGGAAUUUAAAUGGAGCAGAUUGUCAGUACACAGCACUUUAUCCCCGAGCAUGGACCACCUACAACCUCAGCAAGUAUGGGGUUAAACUGGUGUGUCGACAAAUAUCUCCAGUGAUACCACACAACUAUAAAGACAGUAGCCUACCGUGUGCAGUGUUCGUAUUCACCGCGACCAACGUGAGUGAAGAGCACCGACAUGUCAGCAUCACGCAAACCUGGACCGAAAUACCGCUCAAGGCGAAUAAGAAGAAGAAGCAUUUAGCAAAAUUAGAAAUGGAGAGGUAUUCAGAAGAACACACGUGUGGCGUAUCAUUAGAGCAAAAAGUCGGCGAAACAUCGUGUACAUUCACUGUGGCGAAGAAAAAAGACGAAAAGGAGACUAUUCACGAGGGCUAUUGUCUAUGGAACGCGGCCAAGACGUCUAGCUAUGUAUGGGAGUGCCUUAAGAAGCAUGGCAAGCUCGGGCCGGACCCGAGUCUCACGCCGCCGCCGCCAACGGUCCCGGAUAAGUCGGAAGGAAAAGUUGAAGAAAAGAAGGAAAAGCUUAAAAAGAUUUAUAAGUGUGAUUCCAUAGGACUAUCGAGCGUCAUAUCCCUGGACCCAGGAGGGACGGCAGCGACGGAGUUCUGUCUCGCCUGGGACAUGCCUAUUAUUAAAUAUAAGAAAGACAAGAAAAUUCAUAGAAGAUAUUACACAAAAUACUUUGGCAGCGACGGCAUAGCCGGCGCCAGCAUCGCCGCCUACGCGCUUAAGAAUUAUAAGAACUGGGAGAAGCAACUCGUAGAGUGGCAGGAUCCCAUUCUCACUAAUAGUAAUAUACCAGACUGGUUAAAAGGUGCCUUAAUGAACGAGCUUUACUAUAUCGCCGACGGCGGGACUAUUUGGUUCGAUGUUGCUGAGGAAUUCCCCGAAGGCGAUCCUAGACACGACUUCGGUCUUUUUGGUUAUUUAGAGGGGCACGAGUAUAGAAUGUAUAAUACGUAUGACGUACACUUCUAUGCCUCGUUCGCUUUAGCACAGCUGUGGCCUAAUUUACAAGUAGUAUUGCAAUAUAUGUUCCGCGACACCAUAGCACUGGAGACCGAAAAGUGUAGGACCUCGCUAUACGACGGUAAAAGCGUCAAGUUCAAAAUAAAAGAUUCCAUACCGCACGAUUUGGGAGAUCCAGCGGACGCGCCGUUCUCGAACAUCAACGCGUACAACAUCCACGACGUGAGCGAGUGGCGCGACCUGAACAUCAAGUUCGUUCUGCAAGUCGCCCGCGACCACCGCCUGCUGCGGGCCUACAGCGCGCCCUUCAACACCGACAGGUACCGGUCGAUGGCGUACAUCGACGACGUGCGCGCGGGCACGGAGGACGACCUGUACGCGCGCGCCACGGGGCAGGCGGCCGGCGCCGGCGAGCCCGCCGCCGUCACCGCCGCGCCCAACCCGCCCGCGCCUGCCAGGCCUAAAGACAUUCUCGACCUGCUCUACAGGACGGUGGAGGAGCCCGAGGAGCUGGAGGAGGCGGAGGCCCCCGAGCUCGGGGCGACGGUGUGGGACGCGCGGCAGUACGUCACGGACAUGUACCCGGCGUGCGCCGCGCUCGUGCGCCGGGCGGCCGCGGCCUGGGACAAGGACGGAGAUGGACUCAUUGAGAAUGGAGGGUUCCCUGAUCAGACUUAUGACGCUUGGGUCAUGUCUGGACCGAGCGCCUACUGCGGCGGGCUGUGGCUGGCCGCAGUGGCCGGCGUGCUCAGCAUGGCUCGGACGCUCUCUCUAGAAGAGGACGCGGCAGAGUUCACGAAGCUUCUCGAGCGGGCGAAGGCCGCCUUCGAGGAGAAGCUGUGGAACGGCUCCUACUACCGGUUCGACACGAAGCCGGUCAACGAACGCGUCGUCAUGUCUGAUCAACUUGCCGGGCAUUGGUUCCUCCGUGCUUCGGGCUCCACGGAGACCGUAUUCCCCGAAGCGCACGUUCGCAAGGCACUGUCCUCCAUCUACGAGAACAACGUGCUCAAGUUCAUGGACGGCAAGAUGGGCGCCGUGAACGGGUUCUCGCUCGACCGCGGCCGCGCCGACGCCACCGCGCUGCAGAGCGGCGAGGUGUGGGUCGGCGUGGUGUCCGGCCUGGCCGCCACCAUGAUCUAUGAAGGUAUGCACGAAGAGGCGUUCAAAACGGCCGGUGGUCUCUAUAACACGCUGACUCAAAUGGGGCUCUCGUUCGAAACCCCGGAGGCUCUCUACGAGAACGGCAACCAUCGCUCCAUCGCCUACAUGCGGCCCCUUGCUAUAUGGGGUAUGUACCAAGCCAUAAUAACCACACCGCCGGUCCAUACUCCCAUGGCCAACGGACAAGUUACCAAAGAGAAUCAUGUCAAUGGAUUAUAGUCAAAAAUACGUUUCCGAAAAAAGGUUGUGUUGUUUCAAAAAUUUAUAGUGUACGUAUUGAAGUUGGGUUUGUUUAGAUGACGUUUUGGAUAUAGGAGUU